Caenorhabditis angaria is the source of this 377-nucleotide messenger RNA. Lineage: Eukaryota; Metazoa; Nematoda; Chromadorea; Rhabditida; Rhabditidae. The record is from the annotation of a GenBank genome assembly.
AUGUUUUCAAUUGUAGAACAUUUUUCAGCAUGUUGGGUUGGUACGGAACGUCGAUUUUGUCACCUACACACGAGAAACAGGUCAGUUUUCUUGUUAUUUUCAGAAUUCGGUAAUUUCUUGUUUAUUUCAGAGUUUUUUGUAUAAGAUGGAUCGAAAAUAGGAUUGUUAUGAUGUAUAACCAAUUGGGCAACUAUCAAACCGAAAGAUUCGCACCAGCAAUCUCGACAAAACCGCCAGCGAAUCAAUCAUACUCUCGGAACCGAAUUCCUGUUAUUUUAUUCAAAGCUGAGGAAAUGCCAAGUCUCAUGCGAGUUUUCGAUGACCUCCGACUUGCUCAAUUUAUCAAAUAUGAAACAACUGCUGAAAAUGACAUGUGA